UAGCUGAUGGUGAAUUAGGUGAAUUUGUUAUUACACUCUCAGAAGAAGAGGUUGUAACCUGGAUGUGGAUUCUUGUUUUUAUUUAUUUUGUACCUCAAUUGGCCACGUUUUUAAGAUCGUCAAGAAUUUUAUUAUUUAAAAAAUGGAAAAUGCCUGGUAUGUUGGAAUUUGUCUCCGUUUUCUUGGGCGAAUCUUCAUCAACUAUCGGCAAUUCGAUUUUGGCAUUUUACGUUUUACCUAGAAUGGAUUUUAUUAGAGGAUGCCUUAUUAUGAAUUGUUUAUGUUUAAUACCAGCAAUGCUAUCACUUUGGUCAAAGUAUAACGAUAAAGAGAUAAACGGAAAUGUUACUAACACAUCUAAUAUUACACUUACUAACAAUUUAACACCAAUUUGGAUUUUAAUAUUAAGUGUUCUUACUACUUAUUUAACAUAUAUUUUUGGGAAAUUCGCUUGUAAAAUUAAUAUUCAACGAAUAUCUUAUGCGAUUCCAUUACAUUUAUCUGGAGUAGUAACAACACUAGGAUUUUUGAUACUCUCUUUAGAAAACAACAAUAACAUUAAGUGUGAUUCCCUACAAACAUUUCCUUCAUAUUUAUUUUUGAAUAACCCAACUAUUUUCGAAAUAGAAGAUAUUUGGUUAAUAUUUAUAGGAUUAUUUUUAUUAGGGUCAUACAUUUUGACAACUUGUCAUAUAUACAUACCACAAAAUAAAGUGUUAGCGUCCACUGAAAAAUUAUACGUUAGACCGUAUUACGAACCUUUUCUAAUUGAUCAAGAUUUAGCAAUGAAUAGAAGGCAUUAUGAUAAAUUUCUUGAUAUCGAAAACGUUUCAAAUAGUAAAGAAAAUGUAGUACCUAUGUUGUAUGUUUGCGGAACGAUGUGGCACGAAACUAAAGAUGAAAUGUUAACGUUCCUUAAAUCGAUUAUAAUUCUUGAUGAACACCAUUGCUUAACACGAAUUGGAAAUUAUUUUAAUAAAUCUAUAAAUUAUUAUAGAUUAGAAAGUCACAUUGUUUUUGACGAUGCUUUCACAAAAACAUCACAAAGAAAUCAAGAAGCACAAAUGAACGAUUUUGUGAAAGAGUUAAUAAAUAGCGUGGAUAAUGUGGCUUCUUUAGUUUAUAAUGAUGAUAUUAAGCUAAAAGAUCCAGUUAAAUACGUUACUCCUUAUGGGGGUAAAUUGGAAUGGAUUUUACCCGGAAAAACGAAAUUAGUUGUUCAUUUAAAAGAUAAUAAUAAAGUAAGAUCGAGGAAAAGAUGGUCACAAGUUAUGUAUAUGUAUUACAUAUUAGGUCAUCGAAUUAUGGAAAGAAACGACUUAAACAACAUUCAAAAACAAUUGGAAGCUGAAAAUACGUUUAUUUUAUCGGUUGACGGUGAUAUACAUUUCAGGCCAAAAGGUGUUGAAAUGUUAUUGGAACAAAUGAAACGGGAUAAAACAUUAGGUGCGGCUUGUGGACGAGUUCACCCAGUUGGAAAAGGAAUUUUUGCUUGGUAUCAAAAGUUUGAAUACGCAAUUAGUUAUUGGCUGUAUAAAGCAUCUGAAAAUAUAACCGGCUGCGUUCUUUGUUGCCCCGGAUGUUUUACAAUCUACAGAGGGAGCGCUAUCAUGUCAAUCUUAAAAAAACUCAAAAUCAGAUCUACUAAAGCUGUUCAUUUUAUGAAGUUCGAUCAUGGUGAAGAUAGAUGGAUAUCGGUGUUAUUAGCAUUAUGCGGAUAUAAAGUGGGAUAUGUUGCAUCUGCUGAUGCAUGCACGAAUUGUCCAGAAAGUUUUGGAGAACUUUACAAUCAACGAAGAAGGUGGAUUCCUUCUACAACAGCUAACAUGUUGGACUUAUUAUCUCGAACAAAAUUAAUACAACUUGCUAUUAUUUUGUGUGGAAUUUACUCACCAUUAAUGUGCGCAUACUUUGUCAAUGGGUUGUUUGAGUUAUUGAGUAUGGGAUUUACAACUCCAUGGACACUUUUCUUCUUUAUCUUCCUAAUUCAAAUAUUGAUAAUAACAUUAUGUCAUCCACAAGAAAUCUACUACUUGAAAUAUUUACCUAUUUAUUACAUAAUGAUUCCGACGAUGCUCAUAAUUUUAUAUAUAUACUCCGUAUUUAAUAUGCACAAAGUAUCGUGGGGAACGCGAGAA
Messenger RNA from Onthophagus taurus, 2138 nucleotides. NCBI's taxonomy places the organism in Eukaryota, Metazoa, Arthropoda, Insecta, Coleoptera, Scarabaeidae. The record is from RefSeq and is a predicted model, not a curated record.